Messenger RNA from Microsporum canis CBS 113480, 1071 nucleotides. Its product is annotated as xylitol dehydrogenase. Gene Ontology annotation, molecular function: zinc ion binding; L-iditol 2-dehydrogenase (NAD+) activity. The record is from RefSeq and is a predicted model, not a curated record. The transcript has 3 exons. Gene Ontology annotation, biological process: D-sorbitol catabolic process. The coding region runs from base 1 to 1071 and encodes 356 amino acids. NCBI's taxonomy places the organism in Eukaryota, Fungi, Ascomycota, Eurotiomycetes, Onygenales, Arthrodermataceae.
AUGGCCGCAGAUGAACCUAAGAACCUGUCGUUUGUCCUAGAAGGAAUAAAGAAGGUCAAAUUUGAAGAUCGGCCAGUGCCGGUUUUGAAGGAUGCCCACGAUGUCUUAGUGAAUGUGAGGUAUACGGGAAUAUGUGGAAGUGAUGUUCAUUACUGGGACCAUGGCUCCAUUGGCCCAUUUGUGCUUACAGAACCGAUGGUCUUAGGCCACGAGUCAAGUGGUGUAGUUACGGAAAUAGGACCUGCAGUCAAGUCCCUCAAAGUAGGUGACAGAGUUGCAUUGGAGCCUGGAAUAUGCUGCCGACGAUGUGAGCCCUGCAAGAGCGGGAAGUACAACCUAUGUGUUGACAUGGUGUUUGCUGCCACUCCACCGUAUGACGGGACCCUGGCAAAGUACUACGUCUUGCCAGAAGAUUUUUGUUAUAAACUUCCUAGUGCCAUGGAUCUAAAGGACGGAGCACUGAUGGAGCCCUUGGGAGUUGCUGUUCACAUUACUCGCCAGGCAGAGGUUAAGCCGGGUGAUACGGUGGUAGUGUUUGGCGCAGGGCCUGUGGGCUUGCUCUGCUGUGCUGCUUCGAGGGCGUUUGGCGCAAUCAAGAUUAUCUCUGUUGAUAUUCAGCCGGAAAGACUGGAUUUUGCAAAGAAAUACGCCGCAACAGGGGUAUUCCUACCAGAAAAGGCCUCUGCAGUGGAAAAUGCAGAGAGAUUACGUUCAGGACACGGGCUCGGCCGUGGCGCAGACGUGGUCAUCGAUGCUUCAGGAGCUGAACAGUCUGUCCAUACCGGUAUCUAUGUUGCAAGGCCAGGUGGAACGUAUGUUCAAGGAGGUAUGGGGCGAGACGAGAUCAGCUUCCCUAUAAUGGCAGCAUGUACGAAAGAGUUGAACAUGAAAGGAAGCUUUAGGUAUAAUAGCGGUGAUUAUAAACUUGCGCUGGAGCUGGUUGGUUCUGGCCGGUUAAGUGUUAAGGAGCUGGUGACGAAAGUGGUGGCGUUUACGGAUGCUGAACAGGCAUUUGAGGAAGUGAAGGCUGGAAAGGGAAUUAAAACGCUCAUCGCCGGGGUGGAUGGUUGA